AGGAGACAGAAAAUUUAAUAAAAAAAUAAAAAAAUGGGUGCAUCUUAGUCUGAUUAAAUAAAAGAAAGGUCUCUAAUCUAAAUUAUAGAUGAAAAUGGGCUUUGGAAAAAUGGAAUUUAUAAUAAGAUUGGUACUUAUCAUUAAUUGAACGUAUCUGGUCGUAAAUGGAAUAAACGAAAUAUUAAGUUUAUGAUUGAAUUAAAUCCAUCUGGAUAAAUCAAAUAUAUAUAUGAUGGUGAAAUUCUUAGGAUGUAAUUUAAUUUAUAUGUUAAAAAAGAGAUAAUUAAAGAGAUACAAAUAAAAAACUUAAAAUUUUAACAAAUUUAGAAUAAAUUAGAAAUUUGAAAUGGGAAGGAAAUUAUGGAAUAACAAAUUUGGAAAUAGGAAAGUGGAAUAUGAUUUGGAGAGGUGAAAAAUAAUUUGUUGGUGGAUUAUAUAAUGAUAAUGGUUAGAAAGAAGGAAAAUGGAUAGAAAUUCUUGAAAGUUACUGGAAGUAUUAUACAAUUAAAUUAUUUAAAUAAAGGAUUUGCCAAGUGUUUUUUGUUGGAAUGUAUAUAAAAGGAAAAUAAUAAGGAAAGUGGAUUUAUUUAUAAGAUGAAAAAAUAUUGUAAAAAAAUUCAAAAUUUUUAGAGGAGGAGGAAUCUAUAAUGAAAAUGGUUUGAAGGAAGGAUUAUGGAUUGAAUUACACAAAAAUUUUGAUAUGUUAUUAAUUUCUUACAAUUUUAUUAGCUAUUGUUAAAUUACAAUUAAAGGAGAGUAUAAAAACAAUAAAAAAUAAGGUAAUUGGUUUUAUUAAUUUAAUGAUUCUUCAAAUAAUAAAUUUUAAAAAAUGUAUUUUUCAUUUAAAAUAUUAUUUUAGAUUAGGUGGCAAUUACAAUAAAGAUGGUUUGAAAAAUGGAAAAUGGAUUGAUUUUGAAGAAACUUUUGAUGAGUUAAAUUUUAUUAUUAUAGUAGCGAAUUAAAAUUAUUGUAUCAUGGUGAAUAUUGUAAUGGAAAGAAAUAAGGAAAUUGGAAUAUCGUUAAAUUAAAUUAUAGAUAUUCACAUUAAAUUAUGUUUAAAAUAGAUUUAUUAAUAGAUGUUGUGGUUGUUAUGAUUAAAAUAAUUUAGAAAAUGGAUUUUGGUAUGAAUUAAAUAGAAGUUAAAGAAAGUACUUAUUAUUUAAAUAUAAAUAAUAAGCUUCUCUCAUCAUGUUAAAUGUUUUGGAUAAUAUUUUCAUGGAAUGAAGAUUGGUACAUGGAAGACCUUAAUAGGAAAUAAAAUUGCGUAUUAAUCAUUUCUAAAGUAUAUAGUAGUAUGGGUGAAUAUAAUCAAGAUGGAAAAAAGAAUGGAUAAUGGAUACAUUUUUCAAAUAAUACUUAAUUUGAAAAAAUUGAUGUCUUUGAAAAUUUUAUAGAAAAGGAUUAAAUAGUUUAUUUUGGAGAAUAUAAGAAUGGUUAAAAAUAAGGCGAUUGGAAAAUAAAAGAAGGAAAGAAAAUCAUAAAAGGAAAUUCAAUAAUGUAAAUUUGCAUUUAUAUUAAUAAGUGGAGGUGGUGUAUAUGAUAAUUAAGGUUUAAAGGAUGGAAGUUGGAUUGAACUAUGGAAAUUUAAAUUGUAAAAAUAUUAUAUGAUUUGUUCAGAUCUAAUUAUAUUAUAUUAAAAGGAUUUUAUAAAAAAGGAAUUAAAUAUGGUAAAUGGGAUAUAUUUCUUAAUAAAAAUAAAGGUUUAGAAAGAAUGUAAUUAUUAAUAAUAUUAUACCUAAAGUGGAGGUGGUAGUUAUGAUUUUGAAGGAAUGAAGCAUGGAAAAUGGAUAAACUUACAUGAUAAUUAUAAUUAGUAUGAUUAAAUAGAUAUAUAUAUUUUAGCAAUUGUUAAGUUUUUGAAACUGGAUUAUAUAAUCAUGGAAUUAAAUAAGGAAAAUGGGACUAUAAAACUAUAAACUUUUAUGAGCAUGAUGUUCUAACCUAUCCUUUUUGGCCUAAAGAUAGUUUUUAUAAAAUGUUGUUCUUAUUAUAUAAUUAGUGCUGGAGGAAAUUAUGAAAAAGGAAUAAAAUAAGGAAAAUGGAUUGAAUUAGAUGAAAAUUAUCAUUAUUAACAUUAAAUAUUAUAUGAAGGACUAUAUAGAAAUAAUAUAAAGUAAGGAGAAUGGGAGAUAUUAGAUCAUCAUAAUUCAAAUUUAUAAAAAAAGUAUAUUCCCCUUAGAAUUUUAGAGGUGGCGGAAUUUAUGACGAGGAAGGGUUCAAAAAUUUUCAAUGGAUUGAAUUAGAUAAAAAUAAUAAAAAGAAACUAAAACUUGUUGAAUAUUCAAAUGGAAAAAUUAUAAGCGAAGAAAUAUUAUAAAAUAAAAUCUGA
Paramecium sonneborni is the source of this 2329-nucleotide messenger RNA. The record is from the annotation of a GenBank genome assembly. NCBI's taxonomy places the organism in Eukaryota, Ciliophora, Oligohymenophorea, Peniculida, Parameciidae.